UAUGGAGUUCUUCAAAUAUUGUAGCCUGUUUACGGUCUCUGAGAAAUAACCAGCUAAAACCCAUAAUCUUUAAUACUUCCUAAACUUUGUUAAUAAGAGAAGCUCUAUUCCUGACACUACCUCUCAUCUGCAAGUUCAAAUUAUCAUUAAUUUUGUAGUCUAUUAACUGGGUUUGCUUAGGUCAGGCAUUAUUAUUAUUAAUCUUAUUGUUAAUAUUCUAACCAUAAGAAUUAAACUAUUAAUGGUGAAUAGAGUUUUUCACUUUAACAUAGACCUAUCCCACUGGUGGGAUAUGAGCCAAUUCCAAAGAAAAGUCAGUCAUGUGCUUUUCAGAGGAUGAAAGCUUAAGAUAAAGACUAAAAGUGUUUGAUGCUGGAGGUGGGAGUGGUAUUAUAUAGGUCUCAGCCAAGACAUGUGAUAAUCACUGUAGGAGUAGCUGGAAAGAGAAGUCUGUGACUCCAAUUAGCCAGUUUCAGCAGACCUUGUGAGGACUAGAGGAAGAAUGAUCCUGGCUGUUUUGUACUGCCUGCUGUGGAGUUUCCAGACCUCCGCUGGACAUUUCCCUCGAGCCUGUGUCUCCUCUAAGAACCUGAUGGAAAAGGAAUGCUGCCCACCAUGGAGUGGGGACGGGAGUCCCUGUGGCCAACUUUCAGGCAGAGGUUCCUGUCAGAAUAUCCUUCUGUCCAAUGCACCACUUGGGCCUCAAUUUCCCUUCACAGGGGUGGAUGACCGGGAGUCGUGGCCUUCCAUCUUUUAUAAUAGGACCUGCCAGUGCUCUGGCAACUUCAUGGGAUUCGACUGUGGAAACUGCAAGUUUGGCUUUUGGGGACCAAACUGCACAGACAGACGACUCUUGGUGAGAAGAAACAUCUUUGAUUUGAGUGCCACAGAGAAGGACAAAUUUUUUGCCUACCUCACUUUAGCAAAGCAUACCAUCAGCUCAGACUAUGUCAUCCCCAUAGGGACCUACGGCCAAAUGAAAAAUGGGUCAACACCCAUGUUUAGUGAUAUCAACAUUUAUGACCUCUUUGUCUGGAUCCAUUAUUAUGUGUCAAUGGAUGCACUGCUUGGGGGAUCUGAAAUCUGGAGAGACAUUGAUUUUGCCCAUGAAGCACCAGCUUUUCUGCCUUGGCAUAGACUCUUCUUGUUGCUGUGGGAACAAGAAAUCCAGAAGCUGACAGGAGAUGAAAACUUCACUAUUCCAUAUUGGGACUGGCGGGAUGCAGAAAAGUGUGACAUUUGCACAGAUGAGUACAUGGGAGGUCAGCACCCCACAAAUCCUAACCUACUCAGCCCAGCAUCAUUCUUCUCCUCUUGGCAGAUUAUCUGUAGCCGAUUGGAGGAGUACAACAGCCAUCAGUCUUUAUGCAAUGGAAUGCCCGAGGGACCUUUACAGCGCAAUCCUGGAAACCAUGACAAAUCCAGAACCCCAAGGCUCCCCUCUUCAGCUGACGUAGAAUUUUGCCUGAGUUUGACCCAGUAUGAAUCUGGUUCCAUGGAUAAAGCUGCCAAUUUCAGCUUUAGAAAUACACUGGAAGGAUUUGCUAGUCCACUUACUGGGAUAGCAGAUGCCUCUCAAAGCAGCAUGCACAAUGCCUUGCACAUCUAUAUGAAUGGAACAAUGUCCCAGGUCCAGGGAUCUGCCAACGAUCCCAUCUUCCUUCUUCACCAUGCAUUUGUUGACAGUAUUUUUGAGCAGUGGCUCCGAAGGCACCAUCCUCUUCAAGAAGUUUAUCCAGAAGCCAAUGCACCCAUUGGACAUAACCGGGAAUCCUACAUGGUUCCUUUUAUACCACUGUACAGAAACGGUGAUUUCUUUAUUUCAUCCAAAGAUCUGGGCUAUGACUAUAGCUACCUACAAGAUUCAGACUCAGACUCUUUUCAAGACUACAUUAAGUCCUAUCUGGAACAAGCCGGUCGGAUCUGGUCAUGGCUCCUUGGGGCGGCGAUGGUAGGAGCCGCCCUCACUGCCCUGCUGGCAGGGCUUGUGAGCUUGCUGUGUGGUCACAAGAGAAAGCAGCUUGCUGAAGAAAGGCAGCCACUCCUCAUGGAGAAAGAGGAUUACCACAACUUGUUGUAUCAGAGCCAUUUAUAAAAGGCUUAGGCAAUAGAGUAGGGUCAAAAGUUAGAGUGACCUCACUCUAACUCAAAGUAAUGUCCAGGUUCCCACAGAAUAUCUGCUGAUAUUUUUCUGUAAAGACCAUUUGCAAAAUUGCAACCUAAUACAAAGUGUACCCUUCUUCCAGCUCAGGUAGAACACGCCUGUCUUUGUCUUGCUGUUUUCACUCAGCCCUUUUAACAUUUUCCCCUAAGCCCACAUGUCUAAGGAAAGGAUGCUAUUUGGUAAUGAGGAACUGUUAUUUGUAUCUGAAUUAAAGUGCUCUUAUUUUACAAAAAGGAAAUAAUUUUGAUUUUUGCCUUCUGAUUAUUUAUAUAUAUGUUUUAUUGGUUCCUUUUUUAUUUUAAUAAAACAGUGACAAAUCUA
Mandrillus leucophaeus (drill) is the source of this 2485-nucleotide messenger RNA. RefSeq names its product tyrosinase (gene TYR). The transcript is spliced from 5 exons. Gene Ontology annotation, biological process: pigmentation; melanin biosynthetic process. Lineage: Eukaryota; Metazoa; Chordata; Mammalia; Primates; Cercopithecidae. The record is from RefSeq and is a predicted model, not a curated record. Gene Ontology annotation, molecular function: tyrosinase activity. Bases 503 to 2095 code for a protein of 530 amino acids.